Triticum turgidum subsp. durum (durum wheat) is the source of this 1140-nucleotide messenger RNA. The record is from the annotation of a GenBank genome assembly. Lineage: Eukaryota; Viridiplantae; Streptophyta; Magnoliopsida; Poales; Poaceae.
AUGGCGAUGGCGUCGCCGCCAGCCUGCUCCCUCCUCCUCCCGGCCAUUCCAUCCGCGCCGGCCUACGCUAGUGUCCCACGAGCGCCCCGGUUCCUCACCUGCCCCCGCGCUGUAACGGCCCACCGACCCCUUCCCACGGCCUCCUCACCUAAGGUCGCGGCGCCCGCGGCCAUCGAGAUCCCAGAGGAGUACGCGGAUGAUGUCGAAGCGGUGAACAUCGCGGUGGACGUCACUCAGCUAAUUGGAAAGACCCCAAUGGUAUACCUAAAUAAUGUCGUUGAAGGUUGUGUUGCGAACAUUGCCGCAAAGCUCGAGUACAUGGGGCCUUGCCGAAGCGUCAAAGACAGGAUUGCAUUAAGCAUGAUUAGUGAUGCAGAAGAGAAAGGAUUAAUUUCUCCAAACAAGACCAUUUUGGUAGAACCAACUACUGGGAAUACUGGUAUAGGACUAGCUGCAGUAGCUGCUGCUAGAGGAUACAAAAUGAUAGCAACUAUGCCUUCAUCGAUAGAUGUUGAGAGACGCAUCCUUGUACGUGCAUUUGGAGCAGAUAUUGUGUUAACUGAUCCUACAACAGGACUAAAAGGAGCUGUUGACAAAGCUGAGGAAAUAGUUUCGAAGACACCGAAUGCAUACAUGUUUCAGCAAUUCAACAAUUCAGCUAACAGUGAGAUCCACUUUCAAACCACAGGCCCAGAAAUAUGGGAGGACACACUGGGUACUGUUGACAUACUUGUUGCGAGCAUUGGGACUGGCGACACUAUCACCGGCACUGGGCGCUACUUAAAAAUGAUGAAUAGAGAUAUUAAGGUCAUCGGGGUAGAACCUGCUGAAACUAGUGUGAUUUCUGGCGACAAGCCAGGUUAUAUUCCAAGCAUACUAGAUGUUCAGCUCCUUGAUGAGGUUGUGAAGGUUACCACUGCAGAGGCAGUUGAUGUUGCAAGGCUACUUGCACUAAAAGAGGGCUUGCUGGUUGGCAUUUCGUCAGGUGCUGCAGCAAUUGCUGCUAUAAACGUGGCCAAAAGACCUGAAAAUGCUGGAAAGCUGAUUGCGGUUAUCUUCCCCAGCUUUGGAGAAAGAUAUAUCUCUAGCAUUUUGUUCCGGCCGAUAUACAACUCUGUUCGAAGAAUGAGGAAGAGAUGA